UUGCCUCAGUCCUGCCUUGGCUGUCGUUGGAGUAACUCACAACUUUGUUUUCUCCCGCUCUCGCUCUUGUUUCAAAUCCAAGUGUUUCAGAGAUGUGAUGUUUCGAGCCAUGUCCAUGCAAACUUACAGGAUGUUCCUCUUUUUCUAUUAGCGUGUGUACUUGAGCAAACUUUUUGGAUAUCAAGCAGAACUUUUUCAGUGUUUGUUUUUUCAUUCUAUUGUGGAUCUGUGUGCAGAUAUCAUUAAUUAUUUUGUCAGAUUUAACUUUUGCAUUGAAGUAGCGAACAGAAGUGGAAGGCCUCCGAUUUCUGCCUUUUCUCCAUAUUUGAGAGUCCAGCAAAAGCUUCAUCAUGAUUGUGAUUGCGUCUGCUGUGGGCACUGCCCUGUGUGCAGUCUAUUACCUCAAAGAACAUUACGACUAUAAAGUGCGUAAACUACCGCCCGGACCGACGUCGAUACCUUUCAUCGGUGAUGUCCUGAGCAUUAAUCCAAAGUCACCACAUCUCUCCCUUAUUGAGCUGGCAAAGACCUACGGGGAUAUCUUCAGCAUCAAGCUAGGUUCCGAGCGUGUCGUGGUCCUCAAUAACGCAGAACUGAUAAAGUCAGCAUACAGAGGCGUUGAUAUCUCGCACAGACCGGAUCUCUUUUGCAUGGACGUGUUGGCCGGCGGGAAGGGAUUCCUCACGUGUAAGGACGAAAUCCAAAGACAGAUGCACAUGAAGAUAUGCCGCCAGGCCAUGCGCGUUGUCAACAACGCGGACAUGGGAGAAAAGAUUCUCCAGGAAGCAAACAAUCUCGUGAACCAUUUCGAGGCCCAGAAUGAGAAGCCCUUCGAUCCCCAGUGCGAUCUCCACAUAGCCUCACUCAAUAUUCUCUGUAACUUUGUCUUUGGUGAGCGCUACGAGCACGACCAUCCCGAAAUGAGGGAGAUUCUGGACUUUUCAGCGGAGAUCUCAAAGCUGCUUUCGCCGAUGCAUCCUGUGAACGCUAUGCCGUGGUUGAGGCACUUUCCAAACAAAUGGUUCGCGAGCCUCUUCAAGGCCAAGAACCAAAGGGACAGAAUUCUCAUGAAGAAGUACGUGGAGCAUGUGGUGACAUACAAAGCAGGAAGGGUUAGGGACAUGCUGGAUGGACUUCUCGCCGAGACGACAGAAGCCGUCGCAGAAAAUAACAAGCAGGCUGUUGCUCUUCUCACACCUGAGCACAUUAUCAUCAACAUGUGGCUUAUCUUCUUUGCUGGAUCCGACACAGUAACAAAUACACUUCAAUGGAGCCUUCUCUACAUGGCCGUGUUCCCCAAGAAACAAGCCAAGGCCCAGGAAGAACUAGAGAGAAUCAUCGGACAAUCAAAACGUCUCUCACUUGAACACAAAUCUCAGCUUCCAUACCUCCAGGCAGUCAUUAAUGAAGUGUUGAGGUACAGUUCUCUCACCAUUCUGGGUGUGCCACACGCAGCAGCAAGAGACACAGAGAUCAAUGGAUAUUUCAUCCCAAAAGGAACAUCUGUAAUGGCAAACUUCUGGUCAGUACACCACAACGAGGACGCUUGGGACCAACCUGAAGAGUUCCUCCCAGAGCGCUUCCUCAACGACCAGGGCAACCUGAAGGAACCUUCCCAGCUGCCGCACUUCAUGCCCUUCUCGGUGGGUAAGAGGCGCUGCUUAGGGGCAAAUGUGGCCAAGGCUGAACUCUUCCUCAUGCUGGGUCGGCUCCUCCAGGAGUUCUCCUUCGAGAUGCCCCAGGACGUCGAGGCCGAUCUCCAGGGAGAGGCUGCCGUCUCCCUGAUCCCUAAACCCUACAAGAUUGUGGCCAAGAAGCGCCACAUCAUCCAGCCCGAGACCAUAUGAAAGAACAACUCUGCAGCUGCUAGAAAGGCCACAUCCUCCAACCUGAGACCAUAUGAAAGAACAACUCUACAGCUGCCAGAAAGGCCACAUCCUCCAACCUGAGACCAUAUGAAAGAACAACUCUGCAGCUGCCAGAAAGGCCACAUCCUCCAACCUGAGACCAUAUGAAAGAACAACUCUGCAGCUGCCAGAAAGGCCACAUCCUCCAACCUGAGACCAUAUGAAAGAACAACUCUGCAGCUGCCUGAAAGGGCUUAACUUGCAGCCUGAGAUCACCUUAAAACAGCCUGGUGGAUUGCAAAGUUAGGACUGGGUCUGCUAAAAAAAACUCUGGGGACAAAUAACCUUACAACCAGGAUCGGGACUCAAGACACAAUGGAAAGAUAUCCAAGAACUGUUCAAGAACGUUUUCAGUUCUGAAGGUAGAUGACUUGGAACUGAUUAAACAGUGACUUUGAUUUUUUAAACCCUCAGACCGCUUAAAUAUUGAAAAAGCAGGGAAAGAAUUUUCUUAAGAUGAUGUGUCACAAGUUGCAAAAAUGAAUUGCAUCUUGGUAACGGCCUCUCAAUAAUACCACAAUUAACAAGAGAGAAAAUUACAAAUUAAAGCACAAAUAUUCUAUGCAUUCACAGAUCUACACCUUGUUAUUACAGCAGACAUACUGAAAUAUAAGCAAUGAACAGAUGUAUGAAAUUAGGGCAAAAGCAUAUUUUGAACUUUUACAAUAUGAAUUCAAUAA
Molecule: messenger RNA, 2587 nt
Organism: Strongylocentrotus purpuratus (purple sea urchin)
Lineage: Eukaryota; Metazoa; Echinodermata; Echinoidea; Camarodonta; Strongylocentrotidae
Product: steroid 17-alpha-hydroxylase/17,20 lyase-like
Exons: 5
Coding region: 351-1847 (498 amino acids)
Biological process (GO): progesterone metabolic process; hormone biosynthetic process
Molecular function (GO): iron ion binding; steroid 17-alpha-monooxygenase activity; heme binding
Source: RefSeq, a predicted model, not a curated record